This is a messenger RNA of Calypte anna (Anna's hummingbird), 905 nucleotides long. RefSeq names its product suppressor of cytokine signaling 1 (gene SOCS1). Gene Ontology annotation, biological process: phosphatidylinositol phosphate biosynthetic process; intracellular signal transduction. Lineage: Eukaryota; Metazoa; Chordata; Aves; Apodiformes; Trochilidae. Gene Ontology annotation, molecular function: 1-phosphatidylinositol-3-kinase regulator activity. Gene Ontology annotation, cellular component: phosphatidylinositol 3-kinase complex. The record is from RefSeq and is a predicted model, not a curated record.
CCGGCGCGCCCCGCUCCGCGGCCCACCGGGGGCAAGAAUAGCUGCUGGAAAAGCUGCCCUGCCGUAGCCGCUGAAGCUAUGGAAGACACAUCCGCUGGUCUAGGCUGUAGGAUGGUAGCGCACAGCAAGGUGUCAGCAGAUAAUGCAGUUGCAGCAAAUCCGAGAUGUCUGCUUGACCCUCCAGCACGGCAUCGUUCACAAGCUCAGCAGUACCACGGCCCGGGCCGGCCCAGUCCCGUGCAGGUGCAGAGCAACACGCAUUUCCGGACCUUUCGCUCGCAAGCGGAUUUUCGUAGCAUCACUCGAGCAAGCAGCCCUGCUGGAUGGCCUGGUGGCUUCUACUGGGGACCUCUGACUGUCAGUGCUGCCCAUGAGAAGCUGAAGUCUGAGCCUGAGGGCACUUUCCUCAUCAGGGACAGCACGCAAAAGAAUUGCUUCUUUGCCAUCAGUGUUAAGACUGCAACUGGGCCCACCAGCAUCCGGAUUAUCUUUCAGACUGGGCGCUUCAGCCUGGAUGGCAGCAAAGAGACAUUUGACUGCCUUUUUAAGCUGCUGGAACAUUACCUAAGCUCCCCCAGGAAGGUACUGGUUACCCCCCUGCGCAAAGUCCGUGUACAGCCCUUGCAGGAGCUCUGCCGGAAUAUCGUGAAGACUUUUGGAAGAGAGAACUUAAACCAGAUCCCCUCCAAUCCUGUUUUAAAGGACUAUCUGAAAUCCCUUCCAUUUCAGAUAUAAGUACAGCAUUAACUGUAAUAGGGACAUGUGAGAGAUGAGUAAGGAAAUCCAGCUUCCUGGGUUUUAAACAUGUUUGACAGUGAGCAAACUUAUUUUUUGUAGCAAUUUGCUGUAUUUUGGGAUAGAACUUGAACACUUGACUACUUAUGUUUACCAAAAACUGUUUGCAC